This is a messenger RNA of Protopolystoma xenopodis, 324 nucleotides long. The record is from the annotation of a GenBank genome assembly. Lineage: Eukaryota; Metazoa; Platyhelminthes; Monogenea; Polystomatidea; Polystomatidae.
AUGCAUGAUCAUUUCCAGAGUCGGACCGUGGACUUGCAAUUAGCCCACAGCGUUCGUGCCGUGCUCGAGACGGCACCUCAGCUUGGCCGCGCCGCGCGUUCCGAGGCCGAACGUCUUGGUCAUGCGGUGCUUAGCCUUGAUGCCUAUCUGCCUGGUGUUGUUGGCCAGGUUGUCGGAGCGGCUUCCCGAUCGCAGAGCCUUCCCAACACCCAGCUUGCCUACCUGGAGCACGCCAGGACCCUGCUUGAAGCUACCGAGGCACUCGUGAUUGUCUGCAAGGAAGCCGGUGGCAACCCAAGGGUAAUGCGCAUGUGUACCCGCUAA